Messenger RNA from Verticillium alfalfae VaMs.102, 522 nucleotides. RefSeq lists its product as hypothetical. Gene Ontology annotation, biological process: 7-methylguanosine cap hypermethylation; 7-methylguanosine RNA capping. Gene Ontology annotation, molecular function: RNA cap trimethylguanosine synthase activity. Bases 1 to 522 code for a protein of 173 amino acids. Gene Ontology annotation, cellular component: nucleus. Lineage: Eukaryota; Fungi; Ascomycota; Sordariomycetes; Glomerellales; Plectosphaerellaceae. The transcript has 2 exons. The record is from RefSeq and is a predicted model, not a curated record.
AUGACCAGGAUGGAACCCGCACCCCGGAUGCCCCUGACUGAUGAAUGCCAUCACUAUGAGACCAAGGCAGAAGUGCCAUGGGACCUCCAAAAGUACUCCAACGCCGCGGUGUACGAGGCCGACGACCGCAUCACCUGGAUCCACGGCGACUGCUUCGACUACCUCCGCCGUCUGCGCACAGAUCCGGCCUCCCUUCACGAGGAUCUCCAGGUCAGCGCCGCCGAGACGGUCAUCUUCGCGUCCCCGCCCUGGGGCGGCCCCGGCUACAGCACCGCCGAGGUCUUUGACCUGCGCUUCAUGGAGCCGUAUAACCUGCAGCACCUCCACGAUGCCUGCGUUCCCAUGGACCAUGCGCUUUACCUGCCGCGCACGAGCGACCUGCGCCAGAUUGCCAAGCUCGCCCCCGGAGACGACAAGAUCGAUGUUGUGCAAUACUGUAUGAAGGGGGCGAGCAAAGCCCUCGUAGCAUACAUUCCGGGCACCGCUAGUAAGCCUGGCAAAGAGAGGCCGGUAGACGCAUAA